GGGAAUGUAGUAGUUCUUCUUUUCUGAGAACCAGGUACUUACACUACAUGAUGUUAUGAUGUGGAAUACCAAUAACCAAAAAUCAUAAAACCAUGACAGAGUUAUACAUAAAAACUCUUUUAGGUGCUCAGAAACUGUGAUUUCAGUCCAUGACAGUAAAGUCAGGACCAGUUUUCAUUUGCUAAGUACAAUCUUACAAAGAUGGAAUCCCUCUCACAUGACCUCUUCUACAUGGAAUAGUUUCUCCUCAUCUAUGUGUUUCACACAUGGGACUAAUGAAGAACACUCCUGGCAUGCUAAGGGCUAGGACCAUUAUUAAUAUAAUAAGAGACACAGAAUCAAUACUAAGUGUAGCAAUAAAUACUAAAGCUUGCAUUCCUGUUCACAUCAAAUCAACAAAUUUUCAUUCGUGCUAUUUGAUUCUCCUCAUUACUUUAAGCUUGGUGAAUAGUUUCACAUCCCUUCAUAAGCAUUCCAUGGAGAUAAUGCAGAACAUGAUAAAAAUAAUAAAACAUAGCAUGAGACAUCAAAAUUAAACUAAAGAUUUCGAGAAAUGAAAAUCCCAACCCACUUCAGAUUCUCAAACGUUCCUCUACAUCAUUCUGUAUUACUGGUAUCUGUGGCUUAAUAUUACAUAUUUAACCAGUUCCACAGAUUAUCUCUACUGUGAAUUGUUUUGCAAAAAGGAAACUGCCAUCAGUCUUUCCUUAGAAGUACCUGUUUCUCUGGUCAUAGAAUCAUAGAAUAGCUUGUGUUGGAAAUGACCUCAAAGAUUAUCUAGUUCCAGCCCCCUGCCAUGAGCAUGGUUGCCAAUCACAAAAUCAGGCAGAAGAUCAGGUUGCCCAGGCCCCCAUACAACCUGGCCUUGAACAUCUUGAGUUCUGUCAUGACUGGAAGCCUGCUGAAAAAAGAAUAAAUAAAACUUUACUUUUUUUAACCAAGAUGAUAAGACACUGUUUUAAUGACUGGUGCCAGCUGUUAAGUCACAGUGAUGGUGGGAAACAGUCUCUGGAUUUUCUGUCCCUCAAUUUCCAUAUCUUCACCUUUGUUAGAGUCACCAUACACUGCACUCAGGUGGUAUGACACCCCAGUACGCAAGUUCUGUAAGUUAGUACAAGUACAACGGUGAUGCUGAAGCUGAGAAUUUAAGCUCACCCAGGCUUGGCAUUACUUAGCAUCUGACCAAAGUACUUAGAAGCCACAAAGACCAUCCCGGAGCCAAGCAUUUAAGACUAGAGAGAAUAAUUUCUAACAAAAAAUUACAUGAGGCUUCCACCUCAUCAGCUACUUGCUACAGCACUCCCAAAGGCAGUAGAAGACUUUCUUGAAGUCCUUUCAUCAUUAUGAAUUUCAUAAAAACCACUGCAGUCAGGGACUCUCUUGCGAAUUAUUAGAUUAGAUACUACAGGAUAAUUCUCUUCUGUUUAAAUUCUUUUACUUUGCAUACACAAUGUACUUGAGCUUAGCUCCUGAAUUAACUUUCCAUAUUCCAAAGAAAAAGCCUAAAGGAUUAUUCAGUAGAGAAGAGACAAACAUGCCACUGGAAAUACAAUAUCUUAGACUGAAGCUUUAAAAUUUGCGUCUAAUAUCAAAUUAAAUCCCGGCCAUUUUUUUUUCCUCUAGCACUUGCUCAGAACAUACUGCUGUGCUUUCUCUGUGUAUCAAAUAUUCAUAGGCUCUAGAAGAAAUGUAUCUACCCAAAUCAUGUAAAACAGUGCCAAAAGUGUGACAUAAAACAUACAUAAUACGACAGGUGAAACUCAAAAUAUGCUUUUCAACAAUUACUUACAAUGAAGUGCAAGUAUGGAAACACUCCACUGUGUGCAGAAACCACAUUUUCUUUACAUUCACGGCACUCAUAUUCUCUACAAAUGCUUCAAUGACUAACAGUUUAAAGAUCACAGAGCACUUUUACCUCAUCAACUAAAACUUACAGCUCAUUACACCAUCUUGUGAAAAAUCAAACCAUAUAUCAAUAACACUUUGCAGACCUGUGCAUGAAGGCAAUGGCACUCAAAAUUUCCCCCACAGAUCUGAAGGCAAUAGCACUUAUAAUUUCCUUUACAGAUCUGAUCUACAGGUAAUUCUAUGCACACUGUAUAUUAGGCAUAUAAGCAGUCUUUGAUAUUUGAUAGCCAACUAUUUACGUCAUUCAAGUUAUGUACAUGUGUAACUGUUUUGCUGAAUAGAUGUUGUUCUGAUCUCUACUCCACAGAGCAAUAGGAGCAAAUAAACAGCACAAAGUUUAUGAAAAUAUUCUGUCCAUCUAUAGCACCUUUCACCAAAGAAUCUCAGAGCAAGAAUUCUUUGCCUUUUUCAACAUUUCCCUCUCUGUUGCACUGCCUCAAGCACAAUGCUCCCUGUGACAUUAUGACUUGGGAAGCACUGUCACCCCAGAAAAAACACUCUGAGACACUUGAUAAGCAAUGAAGACCGAAACAGUGAAGGAGCAAGUCAGUUCAAAAGGAUAACCCUGAGGGCUGAUUAGGCCUCAGCUGCAAGCAGCAAGCAUUAGAUUGUGAAGGACAUCAUAAAAGACAACUUUUACAUGAUUAUUUUUUAUAGUGAUCAAACAGAACUGAAAUGCAAUAUCUGGAAACAAAAUGCCUGCCCAGAUGCUGUAUAUUCUCUUUUUUUUUUCCCCCAUAUACAGAUAUAGAAAUGAUGAUGAAGCUGUAACUGUUUGAGAUCUGGUGUAAAGUGCUACAGAUAUCAAUACGCACACAAGAUAAACCCAGAAAUACUGUCAUUUCUUUCUAAUGUUGUUCUAAUCUCUCCAGAUAUGAAAAAAAAACAGUCUUGUCUCUGUGAACAGCGGCUCCAACAAUUGCAGACAGUUACAAGUGACUUAAAGAAGCCUAAGAUAGCUAUCCUUCUUAAAUAGAAGAGCUCAAUAGAGAGAACUUGCUUGCUUACUUACACUUCUGAAUUUGUAUUUUAUGGCAAGCCACCAUAAAAGUAAUAACUGCUACAUAUAUGUAUAAAAUCAGUGAAAUACAAUUGGGCAAACACAAGGUUCUGGCUAAAAUCCUCCACUACUCACUGCUUAGAAUGCUGCAGAUAACAAGUUUGCUGCAAGAAUGGGCCUCAGAAUUUAAGUAUUUUUAGCUUUAUGUUGUCUUUUAUAAAUCUUGCACUUCUAUACUAGUAUCUUUUUUUAUAAUGUUGUGGGGUUUUUCAUAAUUUUGCUUUCACAAUUUACUUUAACUUGCCAAAUGUUCCCUGACUGCACGCAUUCCCCUUGAAACACACAAUUGUGAAAUUUGCUGCUGGUGAAGAAAAGGUAAAUUCAUCCAACUUGGCCUGCAUUAAAAACAAAAUGCUUUAAGAGCUAAAAAAUGACUUUAGAAAAGGGAAAGACAAUUUUUCAGUUAAUUUAUACCACAUCUACAUAGGACUCAAUUGCAGUUUUUAAUCAAGAAAUUGAACUUCAUUUCUUAUUAAAAAAAAAUAGUUCUAUCAGUCCAACAAUUUAAUUCUCACUUAAUGUCCCCCAUGAACACUACUAUGAUUUUCAGUCACAGAAAUAUUUUCACAUUUUCAAGCAAAUUUCUCCUCCAUCAUUUCAUUCCAACUUGCAUGUAUUUUCUUUCUUCAGUAGAAAAGGAAAAAAAACUUCAAAUAAAUGGCAAAUUUACUACAUAACUGCAAACUAGCAUUGUUGUCUCAGCUGUUAUACUCCUGCCCAGAUUAAACUGCUCUUUACUUGCUUUGAGUCAAAAAGGUUGCCUUCAUAUCUCCUUAUCAAAUAAAAAAUGUGUAAAAUUGUUCUGUCAAUAUCUGCCAACUUACCUUUUAUCCCAAUUUAGAUGCUUACAUACGAGCCUGCAUUGGACACAGUAAUCAUACGAUUAAAUUAAAUAAAAAAAAAAAUCUAAGAGGGAAUGGCACUGAAGUAAACUGUGUAAUCACAAAACACCAUUGUGUUUCCUUGCAUGUUACUAUCAAAUGAGUAUUAAAAACACGUAAAAACUAAAAUUUAAAUUUUCUUAACUCUUGUUAGGGCAGUAUAAAUUGAUAAGGAUAUCAAAUAAACUCUUCCCUCUUUUCCUGUCUAAGAAAACAGAAAAUUCAAGGAGAAAUAGCAGUAAAAUGCUUGGUCUAAUCAAGACCAUGGGAAUCUAAGUACCAAAGUGUUUACUGAAGAAAUAUUAGCUGCUAUCAACCCAGAACAAGAGCACUGAUACCUGAUUACAAAAAAAUCUGAGAUACCUCUCAGACCAGAAUGUCAAAGCCAACAUCCAAGGCAAUAACCUAUUUAGCAUUUCCAUCUCCUACACUUACAACAUUACAUCUAAGGGAGAUGAUCUUUGUCACAACUCUUCCUGAGACAAGGCUGAGAAGAAAAGGUUUUUUUACUACUAGAGUAGCUCCAUUGUGUGCAAGUUUGAAAGGUUGAAGCAGAGAGAUUUCAUGCUUAACAAGCUACCUAGAGAAGUCAAUUAAAAAAUACACAUUAGAAAAUGCACAUAUAAACUCUUGCCCAGCACAAGAGGUAAUUUCUUCAGGACAGAUCAAGCCUCAUCUACCUAACAUAAUAAGGAAAAUAGGCUUCAGAACAAGAACAGAACCAACUUCUCCAUACGGUCUUCUAUCCUGAAUUUCUAUUGGCUCCUUAACUUUCACAGAAGAAAUUAAUACACACGAAAGAAACAAAAUGGGGAAAACUACCUGGGCAGAACAAGAUAAAACAGACUGCUGGAAUAGAGGAAGAAGUGCAAAAACAGAAUGUCAAGAAGGGGAAAAUAAUUCUGAAGAGAUUCUGUUAGGGAAAGUCCUACUUACUCCUCAGAACUAAUGUGCAGUGGGAGGAGUCAUGGGAACAAGAAAGAGCUUACUGUAAUCAGCAAUGUAAACAAGAAGAAAAGUGUGCCAGAUAAGCUACACUUGUCAGGAGUAACGACUGUGCUCUUCAUGAACUGAGGUAUGAAGACCUGGGUCAGGAAUUCAGAAUGUCUGCUAAAAAGAAAAAAAAAGAGAAAAGUGGGAACGCUGCAUAAAAACCUGCCAUAAAUGUGUUUUCAUAGAAUGGCUGCAAUAAAAGAAUUCAUAAUAAUGCAAUCUAUGUGAUGAGCGUAAAUACUGGAUGAGCCUGCCUUAAGAAGAAAAUUUCAUUUUGUCUAUCUGAUAACAAAGAAGUGAUGCUGAAUGCAUGGCAAGCUGCACAGAGGAGAAGAGUCAAAGAAAAUUCCGAAGUUCUGAAAAGAGAAAACAUACAAACUGGUGUAAUCACUUUGGAAGUAGCUGUAGAGAAAGACACUUUCCAAGAAGAGAAAAUAUAAGACCCACCGAAAGUGAAAAGCAACGGUGAUUACAGUUCCUCAGCUAAGGAUUUUCUAAGAAAAAUUCCCCAUGAGUAACACGAAGACAAUAAGACCAAAAGUUGUCAGUUCAGUUUUCAGUUAAUGUUUUCAGGGGUGCAAGGGGUUUCUGUUCCAGAAGUUCUUCAGCACACAGAUCCCUUCUUUUAUAUGUCCAUUUCCUUUGUUUGCCAUCAGUCUCUCCCAUGCUCCAUUGCAUGGUGCUAGUUGGUGUGAUUUCUGGUCAUUGUUUCAACUGUCAAAACAGCUAUGCAUGCAAAGUGCGUUAUGUCUGCAUCGCAUUGCACAAUUUUUCAUGACCUCCCUAGUACUGUAGGUACCAAAAAUUCUACUUUUGCUGGCAGGCAUCACUUCACUUCCAUUGAACGACUCCUGCUUACAACGCCUCUGCAAUCUCAUAUGAUCAUUUUACCUCAGUUCACAUCUGACCCUGGCAAAGCAGCCCAGCUGGCACAUAACAAUCUGCCUUUCGUGCUGCUUUUUUUUUUCAGACUGUUCAGACUGACUUUUCUCACACAAGUCUCCAUAUAUGUUCUACUUCGGUUCCUCUUGACACAACUGAGAGAAACACGAAAAGCCCCUGGAAGAAGAACAGCUAGCUCCCACUCAGGCCGCCCCGUAUAAGGCAGCCAAACUGAAGCACUCGGCCUGGGCUGAGAUGCCCACACCGCGCAGCCGCACCGCCUAACGCCCACAGGCCAGGCGCGCUCCCUGCGGCCAGCACCGCCCAACGGGGCCCGCCGCAGGGUGAGCUGGAUAUCUGACAUUAUUGUGGUGGUCUCUCCUGAAAAUAUUGAAACAAUGAAGUCUAUCAUUGAAAAAUAUGGCCACAAAAGAGUUACGGUAGCAGAAGGUGGAAUAACUCGUCACCGAUCGAUUUUCAAUGGACUGAAAUUAUUUUCAGAGAAUGGGUUUUCCAACCAUCUGCUCCAGAAACCGGAAGUAGUGAUUAUCCAUGAUGCUGUGAGACCAUUUGUUGAAGAGGAUAUUCUUCUAAAAGUGGUGAUGGCUGCUAAAGAACACGGGGCAGCAGGAGCAAUUCGUCCUCUAGUUUCUACUGUUAUUGCCUCUGGUGCAGAUGGAUGUUUAGACCACUCAUUGGAACGUGCCAGGUACAGAGCAAGUGAAAUGCCUCAGGCUUUCUUAUUUGACAUAAUCUAUCAAGCAUACCAACAGUGUACAGACUAUGAUCUGGACUAUGGAACAGAAUGUUUGCAUCUGGCUCUGAAAUACUGUCAAAUAAAUGCUAAACUUGUUGAAGGAACAGCUGACCUCUGGAAGGUGACCUACAAGCGGGAUCUGUAUGCAGCUGAAUCAAUUAUUAAGGACAACUUAUCACAACAAAUUUGUAUUAUUACUGAUGUGAAGGAAGCUGUUGUGCAAGUAGGUUUUCUCCUUCAUGAAUCUCUAAGAAGCCAACUAAAAGUUGAAGGCAUAUCAGUAUCUCUAAGCAAACGUGAUAGCCAUCUACAGAACAUCUUUUCAGGACAGUGCUACAAUUUUGUUUGCAUAAAUGAUAAAAAGUAUGCCACUGAAGAAAUCCAGCAGCUAGUGGAUAUGUUAGAAAAAUCAGAUAUUCCUCUCUUACAUCCAGUUGUUCUUAUUUCGGUGCACUUGAAUAGUUCAGAAAAUACUUCUUUCAGCAUUGAUUUGGAAGAACUAACUAGAAUGAAGAAAUUUGCAAGGGAAGUGAAAAGGAAAAAUAUUUUGGUUUAUGGUCUUCUUCUCCAGUAUAAGGACUAUUUCCCACUUCAGGAGACAGUAAAUUCUGCUGCUGCUCUUACCAUGGCACUAAUAAAGGACAGGAACCCUGAGCUGACUGGCCAGCUUCUGUUUUGCAGGUUACCUAGCUUGAAAAGAUGAUCUGAUGGUUCUGUGAAAACAGCUGAAAGACUGAAGAGGAUUGAAUACAGUGGAAUUAAAAAAGCAAACAACAACAUAAAGAAAUGAAGCGGAAUGUGACCCUAUUGUAAUCAGUGGCAUAAAUCUAGCUGACUUCAAAAUAUGAAGUCUUCUGUUUAUCUCAGUAACUAGCACAGGCUGCAGAACAAAAAGCAUGUCUGGAAGCCUUAAAGCCUCUGGUGCAUUCAGAUUUGCAUUUGUACACAACACCAAUGCCUUCUCAUCUCCACAGUGCUGUUCUAGGUGCCACCCAAACGGAAACUUCCAAAUAAAUGUCUGGUUCUCAA
Numida meleagris (helmeted guineafowl) is the source of this 7510-nucleotide messenger RNA. It is a transcript of the gene CRPPA, whose product is annotated as isoprenoid synthase domain containing. Gene Ontology annotation, molecular function: D-ribitol-5-phosphate cytidylyltransferase activity. Bases 6123 to 7184 code for a protein of 353 amino acids. The transcript is spliced from 11 exons. NCBI's taxonomy places the organism in Eukaryota, Metazoa, Chordata, Aves, Galliformes, Numididae. Gene Ontology annotation, biological process: protein O-linked glycosylation via mannose; isoprenoid biosynthetic process. Gene Ontology annotation, cellular component: cytosol. The record is from RefSeq and is a predicted model, not a curated record.